AGGCUGGCGUGCGGCGGAGCCGCGUCCCCUCAGAGGGGCGCUGGCGCGGGGCUGAGCUGCCCGGGAUCAACGCGAGCACCCGGCCCGCCUCGGCUGGGAGGGCAGCGCGGCACGGCGGGGCGAUGAGCGGCGCCCGAGACGAGGGCCCGGAGGCGGGCGCCGGCGGGGCUGGGGGCCGCGCGGCGCCUGAGAACCCAGGGGGCGUGCUGAGCGUGGAGCUGCCCGGGCUGCUGGCGCAGCUGGCGCGGAGCUUCGCGCUGCUGCUGCCCGUGUACGCGCUGGGCUACCUGGGGCUCAGCUUCAGCUGGGUGCUUCUCGCGCUCGCGCUGCUCGCCUGGUGCCGCCGCAGCCGCGGCCUCAAGGCCCUGCGCCUGUGCCGCGCGCUGGCGCUGCUGGAAGACGAGGAGCGCGCUGUGCGCCUGGGGGUGCGCGCCUGCGACCUGCCCGCCUGGGUUCAUUUUCCAGACACUGAAAGAGCAGAAUGGCUAAAUAAGACUGUAAAACACAUGUGGCCUUUCAUUUGCCAAUUUAUAGAGAAGUUGUUUCGAGAAACUAUAGAACCAGCCGUGCGGGGAGCAAACACCCACCUUAGCACCUUUAGUUUCACGAAGGUCGACGUGGGCCAGCAGCCCCUCAGGAUCAAUGGUGUUAAGGUAUACACUGAAAAUGUCGACAAAAGGCAAAUUAUUUUGGACCUUCAGAUUAGUUUUGUAGGAAAUUGUGAGAUUGAUUUGGAGAUCAAACGAUAUUUUUGUAGAGCUGGUGUGAAAAGUAUCCAGAUUCAUGGUACCAUGCGGGUGAUCCUGGAACCGUUGAUUGGAGAUAUGCCCUUAGUUGGAGCUUUGUCUAUUUUCUUCCUUAGGAAACCACUUUUAGAAAUUAACUGGACAGGACUGACGAAUCUUCUGGAUAUCCCUGGAUUGAAUGGUUUAUCGGAUACUAUCAUUUUGGAUAUAAUAUCAAACUAUCUGGUGCUUCCCAAUCGAAUCACCGUUCCACUUGUCAGUGAAGUUCAAAUAGCUCAGUUGCGGUUUCCUGUACCAAAGGGUGUUCUAAGGAUACAUUUUAUUGAAGCUCAGGAUCUUCAGGGGAAAGACACUUACCUUAAGGGUCUUGUCAAGGGAAAGUCAGACCCCUAUGGAAUCAUUAGAGUUGGCAACCAAAUCUUCCAAAGCAAAGUCAUCAAGGAGAACCUCAGUCCAAAGUGGAAUGAAGUCUAUGAGGCUUUAGUGUAUGAACAUCCUGGACAAGAAUUAGAGAUUGAGCUCUUUGAUGAAGACCCAGACAAGGAUGACUUUUUAGGAAGUCUUAUGAUUGAUCUCAUUGAAGUUGAAAAGGAGCGCAUUUUAGAUGAAUGGUUCACUCUGGACGAGGUUCCCAAGGGGAAGCUACACUUGAGACUGGAGUGGCUCACGUUAAUGCCAAAUGCGUCAAACCUCGAUAAGGUGCUAACAGACAUCAAAGCUGACAAAGACCAAGCCAACGAUGGUCUUUCUUCUGCAUUGCUGAUCUUAUACUUGGAUUCAGCAAGGAACCUUCCGAGUAACCCAUUAGAAUUUAACCCCGAUGUCUUGAAGAAGACUGCAGUUCAGAGAGCUUUAAAGUCAGGGAAGAAAAUAAGCAGCAACCCAAAUCCUGUUGUCCAGAUGUCAGUUGGGCACAAGGCCCAGGAGAGCAAGAUUCGAUACAAAACCAAUGAACCUGUGUGGGAGGAAAACUUCACUUUCUUCAUUCACAAUCCCAAGCGCCAGGACCUUGAAGUUGAGGUCAGAGACGAGCAGCACCAGUGUUCCCUGGGGAACCUGAAGGUCCCCCUCAGCCAGCUGCUCACCAGUGAGGACAUGACCGUGAGCCAGCGCUUCCACCUCAGUAACUCGGGUCCAAACAGCACCAUCAAGAUGAAGAUUGCCCUGCGGGUGCUCCAUCUCGAAAAGCGAGAAAGGCCUCCAGACCACCAACACUCAGCUCAAGUCAAACGGCCCUCUGUGUCCAAAGAGGGGAGGAAAACAUCCAUUAAAUCUCAUAUGUCUGGGUCUCCAGGCCCUGGCGGCAGCAACACAGCUCCAUCCACACCAGUCAUUGGGGGCAGUGAUAAGCCUGGUAUGGAAGAAAAGGCCCAGCCCCCUGAGGCCGGCCCUCAGGGGCUGCAUGACCUGGGCAGAAGCUCCUCCAGCCUCCUGGCCUCCCCAGGCCACAUCUCGGUCAAGGAACCCACCCCCAGCAUCGCCUCGGACAUCUCGCUGCCCAUCGCCACCCAGGAGCUGCGGCAAAGGCUGAGGCAGCUGGAAAACGGGACGACCCUGGGACAGUCUCCACUGGGGCAGAUCCAGCUGACCAUCCGGCACAGCUCGCAGAGAAACAAGCUUAUCGUGGUCGUGCAUGCCUGCAGAAACCUCAUUGCCUUCUCUGAAGACGGCUCUGACCCCUACGUCCGCAUGUAUUUAUUACCAGACAAGAGGCGGUCAGGAAGGAGGAAAACACACGUGUCAAAGAAAACAUUAAAUCCAGUGUUUGAUCAAAGCUUUGAUUUCAGUGUUUCGUUGCCAGAGGUGCAGAGGAGAACGCUCGACGUUGCAGUGAAGAACAGCGGCGGCUUCCUGUCCAAAGACAAAGGGCUCCUUGGCAAAGUAUUGGUUGCUCUGGCAUCUGAAGAACUUGCCAAAGGCUGGACCCAGUGGUAUGACCUCACGGAAGACGGGACGAGGCCUCAGGCGAUGACAUAGCCGCACCAGGCAGGAGGGGUCCUCUUCAGCGUGGCUCCUCCACCUCUACCCGGAACACACCCUCUCACAGACGUACCAAUGUUAUUUUUAUAAUUUCAUGGAUUUAGUUAUACAUACCUUAAUAGUUUUAUAAAAUUGUUGACAUUUUAGGCAAAUUUGGCCAAUAUUAUCAUUAAAUUUUCUAUGUUGGAUUUCCUCUAGGAUUUCGCCAGUUCCUACAACGUGCAAUAGGGUGGCGGGGUAGCUCUUGUGUCUGUGGACUCUGCUCAGCUGUGUCCGUAGGAGCCGGAUGUGUCUGUGCUUUAUUAUGGCCUUGUUUAUAUAUCACUGAGGUAUACUAUGCCAUGUAAAUAGACUCUAUUUUUUAUAAUCUUUACAUGCUGGUUUAAAUUCAGAAGGAAAUAGAUCAAGGAAAUAUAUAUAUUUUCUUCUAAAACUUAUUAAAUUCUUGUGACAAAUAAUUUUCAUCUUUGCAGCAAAAAGUUCUCAGUGACCUAUUUUGUGGUGUUUUUUUUUUAAAAGAAAAGCUGAAAGAUUAUUAAAUGUUAGUAUGUUUCUGUCCAUUAUGAAAGAUGAAAUAAAGUAUUCAAAAUAUUAACAUUUUCAUAAAUAUAAGGAUGUAUUAUUGAGAAGUAAGUUGAAGGGCUUAUAAGGAAAAAUGUUUUAUAACUGAGUAAUAUAAGAUAUUAAGAGAAUUGUCAUGGUUCAUAAAUCACAUUGUACUAAUCUGAAAUUUCUUACAUAAAAAUGAAAUGUCAUGUUUAUUUUAAUUGCUGUUGUAACUUACUCAUGAAACAGUAUACAGACACCUUGUACUUAAACUAUAAGAACAGACUUUCAAUGUUAGCAAUUAAGCUGUUGUCAAAUAAUCA
Molecule: messenger RNA, 3595 nt
Organism: Nomascus leucogenys (northern white-cheeked gibbon)
Lineage: Eukaryota; Metazoa; Chordata; Mammalia; Primates; Hylobatidae
Gene: ESYT2
Product: extended synaptotagmin 2
Biological process (GO): lipid transport
Molecular function (GO): lipid binding
Source: RefSeq, a predicted model, not a curated record